GCAAUGCUUCGGUUGUUUUAGAAAACAAAAUGUAAACAAAUUUUCGGCGAGUUGUAUCUUUCAUGCUUGUGUCCGAACGUGUUGGUGCGAUAAGUUUAUAUUUCGUCUAUACACGGCCAGAUAUUGAUAAUGGCAGCUCCAGAUCUAGCAGCUGAAGUAGAGCAAAGAGUUCUGCAGUUGUGUGGGGAAUUCAAGCAAGGGAUCACAUACCAAAUCAUCCAGAAUGACAUGCCCACUCUUAAACUGCAGCAUAUUGUUGAAAUCAUCAACAAGCUUUUGGCUACUAGUCGAAUUGACAUGUUGAAGAAAGAUGAUGAUGUCCUAGUUUUCAAAUUACGUGACCCAGGCAGUCUACACCGGGUGAAGGGGGCUGAGCCAGAGGAACAGGUUGUGUACAAGAUCAUUGAGGAGAGUGGAACCCAGGGCAUCUGGGCACGUGAAAUCCGUGCAAAAAGCAACCUGCAUUUGAACACUGUUGAUAAAGUAUUAAGAAAACUAGAGAGCAAGAAGUUGAUCAAGAGCUUCAAUUCAGUUUCGGCUCCCAAAAAGAAGACAUAUCUUCUGUAUAACUUGGAACCUGAUCGCUCACUCACUGGUGGGGCUUGGUAUUCUGAUCAGCACUUUGAUUCAGAGUUUGUGGAUAUUCUAAACCAGCAGUGUUGGAGGUUUCUUGAGCAAAGAGCAGUUCGUGCAAGGCAAGUUGCUGGUGGACCCAUAGCUGUACGCAAUGCAUCGUAUGUGGCUUCUAAAGAAGUUCUAAAGCAUAUAUCUGACCUAGGAAUCACAAAAGUGCAACUGAGCAUUGAGGACAUUGAGACUAUCUUAGAAACCCUUGUCUUUGAUGGGAAAGUGGAGCGUUCAGUGGCAAGUGAGGGAGCUGAAGGUGUAAAGCUGUACCGUGCUGUAACUGGGCUCCUGCCAACCCCAACGCUCAUGUGCAUUCCCUGUGGAGUUUGCCCGUUGAUUAAGGAAUGUGAUGACGUCGGCAAUGUAACUCCAAUCAAGUGCCGAUAUAUGAAGGAAUGGCUGGAUUUAGAAUGGUGAUUGUUCAAGCAUUUAGACUGAAAUGUGGAAUCAAAUGUUAUUGCUUUUGAGUUUUGCUUGCGCAUAUGAUGUGUGAAUUAGUGUCAUUAAAUAUCCUUUUAUUCUGGAUGUCAUAUGAUCUAUCUUCUUGCAUUCACAAUUUUAUUUUAUUUUCCCACUGUAAUACUGUAUGUUUGAAAAUGUAAUGUACACAUUUA
Molecule: messenger RNA, 1241 nt
Organism: Penaeus vannamei (Pacific white shrimp)
Lineage: Eukaryota; Metazoa; Arthropoda; Malacostraca; Decapoda; Penaeidae
Gene: Polr3F
Product: RNA polymerase III subunit F
Biological process (GO): transcription by RNA polymerase III
Cellular component (GO): RNA polymerase III complex
Source: RefSeq, a predicted model, not a curated record